AUGUCGGCACCGCAACGGAGGCAGCAGCAGCCUCAUCAAUACCAGCAGCAGUACUAUCAACCUCAACAGCAGCAUGCUGCGCAACAGUACGCACACGACCCGACCUAUUCCGGCUAUCCUGCCACACCCUAUCAUCCACAGCAGCAACAACAAGUAUACCAGCAAUCGCAGCCUUACCCAUCUGCAGACCCAUACGCUUUCACACGCAACGUUCAGCACUCGGCUUUCUCCACCUCUCAUCCACAGAUCACGCCGUAUGAAGGCUCGUGGCCCCAUCGACACUAUGUAUCCCCGAGUGGCACAUCAAAUCAUGACCCAGCCCAUGCUGCCUACCCGCAAGCCGGUGGAUACCUAACCGCCGCCGACUAUGCAGCUUCUGCUGGCGACUUUUCUCCAAAUCCAGCCUCGACGUCGGAUCGGUACGACGGAUACAGCCAUGGCCAGAGCGCAGGUCGAUCACAUCUGAACAAUUUUGCGUCCCAUGGCGCAAGCCCUAGCCUCGAGUCACAGGUUGCGCAUAUGAACAUCAGCGGACCCACCAACGCAUUGCCAAACAAGUCGACAACCUACCAGCACGACUUUUCCAACGCUCAGACUCAUUCUGGCAUGGAACACUCCUCGAUUCAUACAGACUCGGCCGCUGGUGCCAGAGAACCUCGAUCUGAAAUCUCGCUCCGAUACCCACCACUACCAUCCCUACCCGAGCGAUGCGUCACACCACCUUCGUUGCAGUCCAAACGGUCCACAUCGCACGAUGAAAAUCCAUCAGAAGAUGUCGACCCAGCUGUGCUUACGUACAUCACAUCCCUUCGCACAACCCUCUCCACCUACGAGAAGCGAGACGACCUUCUACGCCUACGCACAGAAGCAGUAGGCUUCCAACCGAGACAAGCAUGGUCCGCAUGGCAAUCCCAACAAGAUGCGUCCACCGCAGACACACACUCCUCCGCCGACGAUUCGGUCUCGACGAAUCCCGUCCUGGGCGUACGCCUCCUUCAGAGACUGGACAAACUUCAGCGCGAGAAUGACGAGCUCGGUCGACUCCUCACCGCCCGCACACGGGACGGAUCCGGCAGCGGUAGCGUUGAAGCAGUCGAAACGGAGCAACUCAGAUCAGAGAUUCGCGAUUGUCAUCGACUGAUCCAAGCCAUGGACAAGGCUUUGGUGGAUGCAGAGGCGAGAGCGACGGCGUCGGAGAGAGCUUUGCAGGUUGCGUGUAUGAACCACUCCACUGCCAUGGUACCGGCGCCAAACGGAGAGGCAGCAGUGACAGCGGCAGCAAGCGGCAAGAGCCGAAAUUCGGAGGAGAAGAAACCGACCGCCGCUACUACGUCAAAACCCCCCGCUAGGAGAGGUUCCAAACAACCGAACCCCAAUGCCGGCGCCUCAGUCAAAAGUAGCGCCUCUCAACAGCAGCAGCAACAUCGCACCACGAACAAGCCACACAACGCCUCUUCUCCCGCUACCAAAGCUGGCGGAGGCGCAAAAUCGACACGAGGCGACACAUCUUCGACCGCUUCGACGGACGCGAAAUCCAGCAAAUCUGUCAAGAGCAAGUGA
Pseudozyma hubeiensis SY62 is the source of this 1560-nucleotide messenger RNA. RefSeq names its product GATA type zinc finger protein Asd4. The coding region runs from base 1 to 1560 and encodes 519 amino acids. NCBI's taxonomy places the organism in Eukaryota, Fungi, Basidiomycota, Ustilaginomycetes, Ustilaginales, Ustilaginaceae. The transcript has a single exon. The record is from RefSeq and is a predicted model, not a curated record.